AUGUUCAGGAAUACAUCCUCAUCUUUUUAUAAAGAAUCAUUCGUUCCUCUUAAUGGCUUUACAUCAAAAGGAUCAAAAGUUGAAUCUAUUGAGUAUGUUUUGGAACCGAGGUCUAAUGAAAAACCCGAUAAAGAUUACGAAGAAAUUUUCAUUGAAGAAAAUAACAGCGUAGCAAACCAAGGCUCGAUACAUCACACCGAAGCAAAUCCGACAAGCUAUAUAGCCUGGAGGGUUGUAGAUUCGGCAAGAGUAUUAGAAUUAAGACAAUUUCUUAUACCUUCAAAAAACAUUGCUAAAAUGAAAACAACUGUUUUCAUUGAUGCUGUCAUUGCAUCAACAAUUACUGAUAUAUUACAAACACGUUACACCAUAUCAAAAUCGAUGUUUUUAUUAAUGGUAUUUUUAACUUGUUCUCAAAGUGAAGAGCAUCUAAAAAGAUUGUCUAUUAGCAUGUCUACUCUAUACACAUUUAUAAUUUUAAAAUGGAUUUCAGAGCAAUCUGCAUAUAAAGAUGAUGGUAACAUUGGUGGUAAUAUAGCUAAUGGUUUAGAAAUUGAAACUUCAGAAGAUGAUGUAAUGUGCGAAAAAUUUUCAAGUUUAACUGUGAUUGGCUUAUUAAAAAAAACAAAUUCACCUGAUCUUCAGUAUAGUUUUCUUCAUACAUUGAUUCGUCAUAACUAUCCACUAUCAUUAAAUUUUCAAGUGGGCUCGUUGACUGAUAUUAUGUUAAAAGGAGUAUAUAAAUUUUUAAAACAAAUGAAUUUUAUACGUCAAGCUCCAAACAUAAUAGUUAUGACAAUUGAACCAUACGCUAGAUUCGCUGACUUGCUAGAAAAUUACGGAUUCUUAGAUCAUCUUUAUCAAUUUCUUGAAUUUUUAUUAGUUACUCCACAAGUUACAUUUGUUUGGGGCAAAUACUAUAUAAAGAAGCAAAAUUAUGAUUUGGCAAAACAACAUUUCAUUAAAGCUGGCUCUGGAUUCGCACUUAAACAAUUAAAAGCACUUGUUAUUGGAUUAUGUGAAAAAAACGAAACAAAGUAUCUUUCCGAAUUAUCAUUUAUAAAUUAUCGAAAAGAUUUUGAAAGUAUAAUGGAACUUCAAGCUCAUCGCCAUGUAGUUACAAAACCAACAAACUAUUCUAGGAUAUUAUAUUCCUAUUACGUUAGAUGUCUCGUAAAAUAUAAAGACGGUUUGUUAUUUAAUAUAUUUACUGGAUUAAUUAAUUUUUAUCAAUAUGGCAAAAAAGUCGAAGCAGCAUGUUUGAAUUUUGAUAACUUUCAAAAGGCAAUGACUGAAGUAGCGACUAGUUAUUUGACAUCGAUGAACACAUUAAAAUUGCUUGAACCCGAUGAUGCAUGGUUCUAUUACGUAAAUAUUUUCAAUGAUGAUGAUGAAGGACGGGCGUUAAAAAAGAGGAAAAAAGAUGAUGGUACAUCUGGGAAUUGUGACAAAUUGGAAAUGAUUAAUAUACAAAAGAUACGGCAAGACUAUACACUAUCAAUGGCAAGAUUAGAAUUGGGGCAUCAUCAACCUUUAGAAGAAGUUAGGAUUGGUAAUGUUAAUGAAAUUGUCAGGAUGUGUAGUUAUGUAAAUAAAUUUGAUUUAGCUAUUUCUGUAGCAAAUGCACACAAUCUUGCUUUUGAUGAUAUAUUUGCAAAUAUGACGAAUAAAUGUGCAGCUGAUCUACAUACAACCAAAAAUGAAUUUUCAAGGACUAUACAGGGAUCAGAUAGAGUCAAAGCAUGGAUAAUAUUAGAAAAGUAUUUAGAAAGAUAUGAUAAAAUGGAAGAGACGCAAUGUCGAUAUAGGGCUGUUGUUUUGAAAACUUUACUUUCAAUAUCUCUCAAUAUUAAAAUACCGUUGUUUCUAAAGUCAUUCUACAAGGAAAAUUAUCAAGAUGAUUAUAUCAAUAUCUUAUUAAAUAACAACAUUACAUAUGACGCGGUUGAAGCUGCAGUUCAUUGGAUCCAAAAGUGCACUGCUGUAAAAGAUACACAAGAUGACAAUAUCAAUUGGGAUACAAUUGAUAAAGUAUCUAAAUAUUUGGAGGUUUUAUUGUCGGGAGGAAGUGAAGUAGUUAUGUUGGAUGAAAGAGUUGAGGGGUUUUUAAAAGAUUUGAAAAAAGACUUGGAUAAUGCGAUUGACAAAUAUUUUUCAAAAUAA
Entrophospora sp. SA101 is the source of this 2163-nucleotide messenger RNA. The record is from the annotation of a GenBank genome assembly. NCBI's taxonomy places the organism in Eukaryota, Fungi, Glomeromycota, Glomeromycetes, Entrophosporales, Entrophosporaceae.